AUGAAUGUGACGGCGAUGAGAAGUAUUACGACGUUGGCUUCGCUGAUGACUGGAGAUGACAGUGACAGAAUGACAAUGACUGUGUCCAGCACUACCUUGGUGGGAAUGCUCGCCGGGAUUGACGUUAAAAUAUCGAUGGACAGGAGCAAAACAAAUAUAUUUGACAGCGAUCUAGAUGUGUCGCCGGUUACGCUCUCAUCUGACUGGUCCAGAGUCGCAAGACUUCUACUACUCGCUUCUCUUGCUGUCGUCGGCAGCGUUGGCAAUGCAUUCUUGGUCAAUGUCGCGCUUGCUGAUUUACUGGUAACUGGACUAGUUAUACCUUCGUCAGCGAUUGUUAUUCUUGCUGGUCACGAAGACUCUCUCAGUAUAUGUAGAUUUGAAUGGACACUCGAGGCUUUGUGCUUCCUCGUGACGAUCUUGACUCUGGCAACCAUCGCCGGGGAAAAUUAUGCACGACUUUGCUUGCCCACUGAAAAAUACGAAGCAUUGACCCCAAGUCGCGUAACAGCGACAAUCUUCGUAAUCUGGGUGAUAGCAGGAAUAGCAGUAGGACUUCAAUCAUCAUUAGACUUCGGUCCAGACUUCUGUGGGCGUAAAUUUAUUCCGGUGGUAAUCCCGCAGGUAAUAGGAGCAUUUUUUCUAGUACUAUUGCCGGCUCUGCUGACACCAAUUCUGUAUCUGCGUUUGGUAUUACGCGUGCGUCGCGCAGUAAGAGGUUCAUUCAAGCCACCGGCGUCAUUCUCAUGGGAUUAUGAGUUAAUGAAGACCAAUAUAUACAGUUUCACCCUUUUCGCAAUAUUCUGGUUGCCCUUUGGCGCAGCAAUUUUAGCCAGCGCUCAACGACGCGUAGGGGCAAGGAUCUUCUACAAUCUCGCUUGGUUCGCUUUAUCCAAGUCCUGCAUUAACAGCCUCGUUUACUGCGUCUUCGACCGACAUUUCAGAAAUGCUUAUGUUAAACUCUUUCAUUACUGCUGCUGCAAAACGACGGUCAGCUUCUCCAGGCGACCUAGAGGAGACGGAUCCAGGUCUUCUGGGGAUGUAAGACUCAGGGUUCAUAUCAUCCACUCUUAUGCCAGUCCCGCUUCUUGUAGGCCAAAUGUCGCUAGGCCAAAUGGCAGAGACGUUUAUGAACUUUAA
Cotesia congregata is the source of this 1140-nucleotide messenger RNA. Lineage: Eukaryota; Metazoa; Arthropoda; Insecta; Hymenoptera; Braconidae. The record is from the annotation of a GenBank genome assembly.